CGUCCGGCCGGUACUCGUGUUCGUCGUCCGUUGGUGAUUAUAAUAUUUUAAUUAUUAUUCGAUUUAUUAAGUAUUGUUAAUUGGCAUUUUUUAAAUUUGUUUUUACCUACCCGUUUUGUGUGUGUUUACGGUGUGUCACUUGUGUGUGUAUGUGUGUUUUUUACCAUCCGGGGAAGUGUCGGAUGGACGAAAUUAUGAACUCUGUUACGUGAACCGCUCUACACGUGCACGCCGAGGGUACAUAUACAAUGAGCCUGUUCAACACUUCGUAUCUGCUGGGCAACGACACGACCGGCGGAUGGGGUCUCCGGUACUUUUUCACUUUCUACUCCGAGUUCGGCGACGAGAAGACCGAGUCGGCAGUCGAAGUGUCCGUGUUGAUGGUGAUAUUCGUGGUGUCCGUGGCGGCCAACGGGGCCAUCGCCUGGGCCGUGCUCCGGUACAGGGAGAUGCGCACCGUCACCAACUGUUUCCUACUCAACCUCACCGUGGCCGACCUGCUUUUCGCCAGCACCACGCCCGUCAUGGCCUACGUCCGCUUACGUCCGGACUGGCCGUUCGGUGACGUCAUUUGUCGGCUACUGCCUUACUCACAGUUUGUAUGCGGUUUCGUGUUGCUGUGGACGUUGACGCUGAUCAGCAUGGACCGUCACAGGUGCAUCGUGGUGCCACCGUACCGGUCGAGACUGACGCCCAAGCGUGCCGCUGGGCUGACCGUGGUAACGUGGCUGAUCGCCAGUAUCGUGUUCAUGCCCGUGGCGUUGUGGUUCCACGUGCAGUCCGUCAACGACGGCGACAUGACCGUGUGCACGCUGGUGUUCCCGAAAAACGACACGUUCAAGCUGUCCAUAGUGUUCACGGUGUCGGUGGUGUCGCUGUCCUGCGUAUUGCCGCUGUCGUUGUUCGUCUACCACUAUCAGCGGAUUUUCCACAAGCUGAACAAAACGCGCCGGAGGCUCGAACAAUCCGCCUCGCACCGCACCAAAGCCAUGUCGCAGAACAGCCUGUCGCCGACCGCGUCCGGCUCCAUACCUCAGGUGUUGGUGCGUCACGAAACGCUAAGGUACCAGAAACACUUGAGGGUGGUCCGCGUGCUGCUCAUCAACGUGAUCGUGGUGCUGGUCAUGUGGCUGCCCAUCACGGCGGUCAUGUGCCUCAUCUACAUGGACGGCAGUCGAGACACGGAGGACACGGACUUCUUUUUGCGGUCGCACCACUUUAUUCUGGGACUGUUGCUAGCCUUGCUCAACACGGUCGUCAAUCCGAUAUUGUACGGCGUGUUGUCGGAGAACUUCCGCAAAUGCUUCGCACGGUUGUGGUUUAUAUCGAAGCGGCGGCGGGCCAUGAACCGCGAGCUGUUGGACAACAUGAGCAAGGGGUGUCGGACGCACAGCAACGGACACAACAACUCCAUAUUGCACAAGGAAGGCAGUUCGGCGUCCGUCGUCGACUUGCCCGCCACCAACUGCUGGUAACCCUAGGCCCGAAAACCCGCGACCAUACAAAAAACCCAUAGGGUAUGUUUAAUGGCUUUGUUCCUGCGUUGCGUUAAAAUAAUUUAGUAUUAUUUUAACGACUUGUAAUUAUCGUAGACCAAGAGAUUACGUACUAUAGGACUUAUUACUACGUUUCUUGUAAGUAAUUGUACCUACAAGAUAAUUUUUGUUAUCAAAAAUUAUAUUGCUAAUGCUGGCCAAACGGUAAUAAUUGAUUUGACUAUUCGAAGUUUGAGUCUCGUUUAGGAAAUCCACGUUUAUUUGGUACAUACCUAUCGUACCUACUUGAAAAAUACUUAGGUACCGCGUAUUAGGUACAUGCACACAAUUAAAAAUAUAUUGAUAGAAUAUAAUUCAGUAAAAUAUGAUCUCAUUGCGGUAACAUCAAUAUUAAUAAAGACUAUAAUAAUAUUAUAAUCCAGUGGCCACGCAGGUUUUAAUACAUUAUAGGUACAAUAUUGUUUAUAUUUGUGUUUUUAUAAAUUUAUAUAAUAUUAUGUCUAUCCAAAAGAACUAUUGUAUUAUAUUAUUUAUACAAUUUAUAUUAUACAGCCCAUAAUAUAAGUAUCGUGUAUACACAUAUAGCAUAAAAAAAAAACAUUUAUAGCAUUUUUAUAAAAAAAAUUGUACCCAACACAUUAAUAGGUACAUCAAUAUUUAUAAACCGGGUAAAAAAUAUCAAAAUACCUAGUUAUUAAUCAUUACCUAAUGAUUAAGGCAUACCUGCCUGAUGUAUUAUUAUAUGUAUUCAUUAUUCUGUGUGAUGUGAUUUUUUUUUUAAAUUGUAAUUCAAAACUAUUUUUACCAAAGAUGUAGGUUUAACUAUAGUUAAUGAAAUAAUUAUGUUCAUUGUCUUUCCCACAACAUCUCAAAUCUUCAAUGAAUUUAUUAAGUAUUUAUUGUUACCUCCAUGCAUAGUAUGAACAUGUUAUGACUAGAUUUUUACAAAAUUAUUAUUUUUUUAUUUUAAUGCAUAAUAUUUAUAAUUGUAUAUUUUUAUGUACGUAUUUAUAUGCAUACUAUUAUAAUGUAAAUACUGAAUGUUAAUCACCUUGACUGCAUUUAAUACGUUGUAAUCAUAAACUAUUUGAACUAUUUUAAGGCGCAAUAAAACAAAUUCACAACUAGA
Messenger RNA from Adelges cooleyi (spruce gall adelgid), 2625 nucleotides. RefSeq names its product neuropeptide Y receptor type 2-like. Gene Ontology annotation, molecular function: peptide binding; neuropeptide Y receptor activity. The transcript is spliced from 4 exons. Gene Ontology annotation, cellular component: neuron projection; membrane. Gene Ontology annotation, biological process: G protein-coupled receptor signaling pathway. The record is from RefSeq and is a predicted model, not a curated record. Lineage: Eukaryota; Metazoa; Arthropoda; Insecta; Hemiptera; Adelgidae. Bases 249 to 1475 code for a protein of 408 amino acids.